This is a messenger RNA of Parnassius apollo (apollo), 534 nucleotides long. NCBI's taxonomy places the organism in Eukaryota, Metazoa, Arthropoda, Insecta, Lepidoptera, Papilionidae. The record is from the annotation of a GenBank genome assembly.
AUGGCACCGUCGACAUCUGUCGAGCUUGUCGCCAUCCCGGUGUCACUUAGUCAUGUCAUCUCCGGUUGUUCGGCGCUUUCUAACUCUGAUUCUACACCAGGAGCUCGCUCUGAAAUAAAGUCUCGUCGACCGGAAGCCGUACUCGAAAAUGAUUGCGCCAGGCUCUAUUGGGACCGGGCCGUAAUCACAGACAGGACUAUUCUUGCGAAUAAGCCUGAUAUUGUGCUGAUGGACCGGGCACAGUCAAGGAUAUUUUUGGUCGAUACUACUAUUCCGUAUGACGAGAACCUCGUGAAAGCCGAAAUAGAUAAGCAAACAAAAUAUCUGGCUCACGAGAUGACCGACAAGUGGGGUGGUCUGCCGACCGAAAUUAUUCCUGUAGUCGUCUCUGCAAACGGGUUAAUCCCAGUCAGCCUCUCGGGUCAUCUAAGGCGGCUGGGACUACGUGGCGGACCGCUCCAGGUUCAAAUGCAGAAGGCGGUGCUCCUCGAUACCGCCCGCAUCGUCCGCCGGUUUCUUUCCCUUUCCCCCUAA